AUGAGAAACGACCUGGUGACUUUCCUCUGGGCCGAGAACUACAUCCAACACCCCGAGGACUUCGAGGAAUUCCUGAGAAGGUGCAAAGCAGCCAUCCAAGCAACAGGUGCAAAUACCCCUUGCAUAAUGAACCAUAUCGAGCUGGUCCAGUGGAACAUGGACAAGAAGUAUCUCCUUGACAUGCAGAAUGCCGGCUUCGACAUACCCAAGACUGAGAUCUUGGAUGCAGAGCAGUAUCCUUCUGUGUCUGCGCUGUACCAACGACUUCAGACCUUCCAAUCAUCUGGUCCCAUUGUGCUCAAGCCAUCCGUGUCUGCGUCUUCCAAUAAUACUCGGCUUGUUACGGAUGUAUCAGCACUCUCGGUGGAUGAUGUCGCCUUUCUAGAAUCAUGUAUCAAAGGAGAUUUGCGAAGUUCGUUGAUUGUGCAACAAUUCGAGCCGGCUAUCGCUACCGGUGAAUAUUCAUUUGUUUUCAUUGGGGAGAAGCUUUCCCUUGUUGUAUUGAAAGCGCCUAAAAGCGGCGAGUUUCGUUGCCAGCAUGAGUUCGGUGGUCGGCAUAGUCGUAUAGAAAUUGCGGAGAUUGAGGAGCGGACGUUAUCCAUGGUGAAUUCUAUUUUUGAUACCCUCUGGACAUGGUUCGGGAAUGGGUCAACGGGGAUGAUGGGAUACGUGCGUAUCGAUGGUUUGGUGACUGAUGAUCGUGCGUUUGUAUUGAUGGAAAUUGAGGCUAUCGAGCCUCAUCUUUAUCUUGAAAUGGCAGGCCUUCAGGACAUACUAUCUAUUUUACUAAGAUAG
This is a messenger RNA of Penicillium pulvis, 795 nucleotides long. Its product is annotated as ATP-grasp domain-containing protein. Lineage: Eukaryota; Fungi; Ascomycota; Eurotiomycetes; Eurotiales; Aspergillaceae. Gene Ontology annotation, molecular function: glutathione synthase activity; ATP binding. Gene Ontology annotation, biological process: glutathione biosynthetic process. The record is from RefSeq and is a predicted model, not a curated record. The coding region runs from base 1 to 795 and encodes 264 amino acids. The transcript has a single exon.